AUGUCUGCUACACAAGCCUAUCCAUCUUCUAAUGUGCAGGCUAAGCCUGUAAAAAAAGAUGGAACACAGGAGAACGAGGCUUGGUAUGCAAAUGGCAUUUUUGUUAUACUUGUGCAUCUAAUAUCUGUAAUUUCAUUCUUUACUUAUGUGCCAAGUAUAAAUACGAUAUGGUUGACUGUGAUCCUAUUUCAAUUAGGAACUUUUGGUAUAACUGUUGGUUAUCAUCGUUUAUGGAGUCACAGAGCAUAUACUGCUCGUCUCCCAUAUAGAAUUGCUCUUGGAAUUAUGGGCUCACUCGCCUUCCAAGGGUCUAUCAAAUGGUGGGUCCUUCGACAUAGAUUACAUCACAGAUUCACUGAUACAGAACAUGAUCCUUACUCUGCCGCUAAAGGUUUUUGGUUUUCUCAUAUGGGUUGGAUUUUUACAAAACCACAUUAUCCACGAAUGAAGCUCAUAGAUGACUCAGACUUAAAAGCUGAUCCUGUCGUAGUAUUCCAACAUAACCAUUACGUAUCUUUGGCUUUAUUAAGUGGUUUAGUUGCUCCAACUAUUAUCGCUGCUACUUGGGGUGACGCUCUUGGUGGAUUUUUAUAUGCUGGCGUUUUCGGUCGUGUUUUGGUUUGGCAUAGUACUUUCUGUAUAAAUAGUUUCGCUCAUUGGGCUGGUGAUCAACUUUAUUCUAAUGAAAUCUCUGCUCGCGGUAAUUUAUUACUCGCCAUAAUGACAAAUGGUGAAGAUUAUCGUAAUGGAUAUGGAUUAUUUGAUUAUGAUCCUUCAAAAUGGUUUAUCUGGUUUUUCCAUACCUGCACAAAUCAAGUUUCAUCCGUUGCUAGAGUUCCUGAUAAUGAAAUUCGAAAAGCUCGUUCAAACAUGAAAUUGCUUGAAGCUCAACGAGAACUUGACGGAUGCGAUUGGGGUGCAGAUCCAAAAACUCUUCCUAUAAUGACUUAUGAAGAAUAUCAAAAGAAAGUAAUAGAUGAAGGAAAAGAAUGGAUAUUAAUCGAUCAAUUUGUAUUAAAUGUUGAACACUUUAAAACUUCACAUCCUGGUGGAUCUAAACUAUUGAAAACAUACUACGGAAAAGAUUCUACAAGAGCUUUUUAUGGUGGAUUAAAUAACCAUACAAAAGCUGCGAGAACUAUGUUAGCUAUGUUUAGGGUUGCUAAAAUUGAAAAGGUUGAGACUCUAUCGUAA
Molecule: messenger RNA, 1194 nt
Organism: Scutellospora calospora
Lineage: Eukaryota; Fungi; Glomeromycota; Glomeromycetes; Diversisporales; Gigasporaceae
Source: the annotation of a GenBank genome assembly